GUGGAUUGCCCGCGCACUGCGCAGUACUUUAGAAGGUAUGUAUGCACGUCAUGUGCUCGUGACUCGAGCUCGCCGUCGCUCGCGUCCCACCCACUCAGCACUGCCACCAGGUCGUCCCACUCUCAGUCCUGCCUACUCUCCGUCUUCGCCUCCAGAUAUUCUGGAGAAUAACGGCAUUGCUGUUGCCUUACUGCAGUCCUCGCCCUCUGCUCAAUGCCACGCUUGCCGGCGGAACUUCUCGACCUCAUCCUCGACCAUCUAUACCACUGGCAGGAUGAGCCGACCAUUAGUGCAUGCGCAUUGGCCGGUCGCGCGUUGGUCUGCGCCUCCAGAGCCCACCGAUUCCGUGAUAUAGCGGUCUAUUCUGUUGCAAGAGCAGAAACGUUCCGCGACCUGUGCGCGGCUUCUGGGGACCUAGGCUUGCUUGUCCGGCACUUGACGCUCUUCCCUAGUACCCGUCCUCGUCCCUUUUUCUUAGUUCGCGACAUGUUUCAGUGUCUCCCGAGACUACCACACGUCGUCGAGGUGACCCUCCUUGGGCUCACGUUAAUUGGGGACACCGUUCGGGUCGGCGCGCUGCGUUCCAUACAGUCAAAAAUACCGUCGCUCAGGCAUCUAUGUCUUAUUAUUUGUAGCUUUAAACCCCGUCAAGUGUUCGCGGACGCUGUGUCAUUCUAUCCCUCCCUCGACUCGAUUACCGUAUGGUCGAGCACGAUGACGUGUUCGACGUCUGAGCGAUCGCCAUCAGUCCUGUGUGGAGUGUAUCUUCAUUUCACCGGACAUCAACUCGCUCUUAUGCAGCUGCAACUGCGUCUCUUAUGGUGGUUCAUUGAACAACCGGCGCCGGAAGCAUCAUCUCAUAUGCGGAGAGUCUGCAACAGUCACUUGACCGACCUGCUGACAGGCAUCUCUCAUGUCUUUGUGGGGUACAUGAAUCUCCAACAUCUGGACCUAGUAGUGGACUGGUUAGCGUUGAGAACGUUGAAAGACCGUCCCGACGACACGCCAUGGCCCCUGUCUGCGUGCAAGAAGUUGCAGACCAUUACGCUGCAUUUCGUCAUCAGCUCGAAGCGUUGGACCAAGUACCCUCAUCUGUCCGACAUCAACACGCUGCUCGCAGAGCUCAACUCUCGCUCAUUGACGACGAUCACUCUGGCUGUCCAUACUGCGAUCAUGCGGGACGUGCAUGCCCCUUCGGUCGAGGCGAGGGACGUACAAUGGGAGGAGCUGUGCGCCUUGGACUGGAGGGGUAUCGAGACGCAGCUUCUGCGACCGAAGCUUGCAGGGCUGAAGAAGUUCGUCGUUUACGGAGGAGGAGGCGACAAGUCCUCUCUGCGUUCGCACCUCGAGGAACAGUGCUCAGGGCUGCUUGAGCGCAACCUCAUUGAUCUGGCAUGACCGCAGACGUUCUGCACAGCAAAUUCACCACAUAGACGAUGUAACCGAUCGUGCGCGACGGCCGAUGUUCACGGCCUCAAUAUUUUAUUUGCGAGGACCACUGCCGAUAGAAAGUAUAGAAAGUCUGUCGACAGGCGACUGCGACAAGGGAUCGAUUGGUGGUGGAAAUAGCGACUUCAACGUCUCGUGUAUGGAACGAGCUGU
This is a messenger RNA of Rhodofomes roseus, 1602 nucleotides long. RefSeq lists its product as uncharacterized. NCBI's taxonomy places the organism in Eukaryota, Fungi, Basidiomycota, Agaricomycetes, Polyporales, Fomitopsidaceae. The transcript is spliced from 3 exons. The record is from RefSeq and is a predicted model, not a curated record. Bases 214 to 1398 code for a protein of 394 amino acids.